This is a messenger RNA of Dovyalis caffra, 258 nucleotides long. The record is from the annotation of a GenBank genome assembly. Lineage: Eukaryota; Viridiplantae; Streptophyta; Magnoliopsida; Malpighiales; Salicaceae.
AUGUACGAUCGUGAAAAAAUGGGGCUACCUAGCUGGCUAGUGGUUGUUUUGGAUGCGGCCGGAUUUUGGGGCGCGUGGAGAUAUUUUUUGAGGCAAUUUGAGCCGAGCCUAAACCCUAAUGCAAGAAGGGCCGAAGGGGACUUUUUGAUUGAGAAAGAGUUUCAUGCUGAGUAUAAAGUAAAGCCAGUUACAAAGCCCACUCUGGACAAGUUAAAUUUCUCUUUAGGAAUAGAAAAAUGGCAAAAAGCUUGGGCCUAA